AGAGUGGAGAAAUAAGUCAUGGAUAGUGCAGGAAACCGGAUUUAUUCCCUGAUUUUAGUAACGUUUCACCCAUUUUCCAAGUCCCAAGUGUUGGAUCCCGUUCCCCAUGGGUGAAUAAUGCCUUUUCCGAGGGAAGCAAUGGCACCCUGUAUCCGGAAAGGGCAACAGCAGGCAAAUGAGAUGGGAGCUGAGGCCCAGGAGGAUGCGGCCGCUUGAAGCAGUUUAACAAAGCUGCUUCAAUCCCUGAUAGGAUUAGUGCCUGUUUGCAGGUGGCUUUAGGAAACCUAGGUGUUAUUGGGCUUCCUCCCUGUGGCAGGGGAGGGUGCAGCUCCUGCGGGCAGCAUGGAGACCCUGAGGAACCGGACGGUGCAGGAGCUCCAGGAGCUGCAGGAGAACACGGAGGAGAUCGAGCGCCUGGCGCUGGAGUCCCAGGAGGUCCAGGAGCUGCAGCUGGAAAGGGAAAUGUCCCUGGCUGCCAACAGGAGCUUGGCUGAGCAGAACCUCAAGUUCCAGGCACCGCUGGAGACGGGGCGCACGGAGCUGGGCAGCAAGUACGAGGAGCUGCAGAAGCUGGCUCAGAGGUGCCAGGAGCAAAAGGCAAAGCUGGAGAAGUUCUCUGCAGCACUGCAUCCCCAGACCUUGCUGGAUCUCCUGCAGGUGGAAAGCCAGAAGAUUGAAGAGGAGUCUGAGCAAAUGGCUGAGAAGUUCCUGGAGGGCGCCGUGCCCCUGGACACCUUCCUGGAGCAGUUUUCCAGCCUGAGGAAGCUGUCCCACUUGCGCCGGGUGAGGGUGGACAAGCUCCAGGAGAUCCUGAGGAAGUCGGGAACGCCGCAGGAGCCUCAGGAGCAGCCAGCUCCUCACGGACCUGUGCCCACAGAGACCCCAAAGCCUUCAGCAGCUCCUUCCUUCCCCCUGCCCUACAGCCCAGCCCCGAGUGUGCCAGCUGGGCCCACAGCCCAUGGAGCUCUGCCCCCUGCUCCCUUCUCUGGCUCCCCAGUCGCCAUGGGGAACGCCCAGCCCACCUUUCCCUAUAAACCUCCUCCAGCCCCAGCUGCUGAAGCCGGCUAUCCCAAACCCCCCUCAGGAGGCUCUGCUCCAGCCCCGGGUUAUUCCUGGUCUCCAUCCAGGGGCCCACCUCAGCCCCCCCCUUUUCCUGGCUCUCAUCCCCCUCCUCUUCCACCCCCGCCCAGACCCGGAUACCCUCCCUUCUUCCCGCCUGGAGCAGCGAGGCCCCAGUGUCCGUACCCAACCCAGCCUCCUCUCCCGAACUUCCCAAUCCCCCCCCAACCUCCUUAUCCUCCUGGAGCACCUCCACCCUUUGGAUUCCCCCCACCUCCCAAUCCCCAGCGCCCUGCUUGGCCUGGCUACUAAACGUGGGACUCCUGGCUCCUGGAAUGUGGGACAUCUGCUGCAGUCCCCUCCUCUGUUUCAGGGAGUGAGGAGGAAGAGUGAUGCUCUUCAACCCAUGGGGGCAGAAGCAUUACACGGGCAGCAGCACCGGGGGUCAGGCAGGUUGAUGCUGUCCCCAUGGGCCACAUCUCCUGAGGUUUGUGCUCAUCUGAGGGGGCUGGAGUGGCCAAUCCCAGGUGGAUUCAUCCAGGUUUUGGUGUGAAAUCCAGGUAGACCCUGUGGUACUCGAUGGGAGGUGAUGGCAGCUCCAAGAGCCAGACCCCCUCUGUGUGUGCAAGAGAGCAUGAGCGUGCAAGAGUUGUGUGCUCUAUGGGUCUCAGAUGUCAUAUCCUAAUCCUAAACCUUUCCACGAGUGCUCAGAGGACACUUUGGGAAUCUUGGACAGUAUUCCUGGCACAAAACCACCCGCUGCUUGCCCCACAUCCACCGGUUUGGGGCCCCAAAGCAGUCCUGGGAUGCGCCUGGAAGCGAGAGGCAGAGCCAGCCUGGCUUGCAGGGCAUUCCCAACAGGUUGCAGCAGGGAGAAACAGCUCCCUGGAUGAGCCAGGCCUUGGGAUCUAUCCAGGUGUUAUCCUUGGAUGUGGGAUAACUUCCGCUCCGGCUCUGCUCAAGCCCAUCCCAGCACUGCCUCUGCCUGUGUGGUGAGUCCUGGUGUGCUCCAAAGCAGAGGCAAUUCCCAGUUUGGAUGGGCCCCAGUGAUCCCAGCCCACUGGGAAGCACAAACCUCUUCGCUCUGCCACUGUUCCCUGUCCCACCAAGGGUUUGGAGCCUCCAGUCCCUUCCCAGGGCUCACUGCAUGGAUCUUCUCCAUGGUUUUGAUGUAAACCAGGCUGGCACAGUGACCUGGGGCAUCGCUGCUUUGCAUCUGGGAGUCGGGAAUUGGUGCUUCCCAUAUCCCAACCUCUCCCAUGGGGAGAGCAGAGUUGUUAUUGAGGUGCCCCAGGCUCCAGCUUUCCUUACAUCCCCCUUCUCAGGUAACACUAACAGAAGGAGCGCCGAUGCGGGAUGGGAAUGGGAAUGGGAUUGCUUUGCUCAGCACUUUAUCCUCCAGCUCCUGCCUGUCUCCCUGUAAGUUAUUUAUCAGGAAUUGUUACUAAUGGCCUAGGACAAGGUUUGAUGGAAGGCAUUCCAUAGCUCUGGUUAAUGGCAGUAAUAAAACUCGAUGAACUG
This is a messenger RNA of Pezoporus occidentalis (night parrot), 2580 nucleotides long. RefSeq names its product VPS37C subunit of ESCRT-I (gene VPS37C). Gene Ontology annotation, cellular component: ESCRT I complex. The record is from RefSeq and is a predicted model, not a curated record. The coding region runs from base 343 to 1371 and encodes 342 amino acids. Lineage: Eukaryota; Metazoa; Chordata; Aves; Psittaciformes; Psittacidae. Gene Ontology annotation, biological process: protein targeting to vacuole; protein targeting to membrane; ubiquitin-dependent protein catabolic process via the multivesicular body sorting pathway. The transcript has 4 exons.